Molecule: messenger RNA, 192 nt
Organism: Podospora pseudocomata
Lineage: Eukaryota; Fungi; Ascomycota; Sordariomycetes; Sordariales; Podosporaceae
Exons: 2
Coding region: 1-192 (63 amino acids)
Source: RefSeq, a predicted model, not a curated record
AUGGGAAUGGGCUUUGUCGAUGAGGAAUCCCAACUGCUUCGGAGCGACCUUGUAGCCGAUGUGUCUCUCAAAACAAGGCCGAUCAAUGCGUCGACGUCCAGCACAAGAAGCGCGGGCGACCCCGGCUUCGAGACGAUAACCAAACGAGAUAUGAAAGUGGGGGGAGGAUGGGAAGUGCAGCAGAGGCCAUGA